Molecule: messenger RNA, 717 nt
Organism: Canis lupus familiaris (dog)
Lineage: Eukaryota; Metazoa; Chordata; Mammalia; Carnivora; Canidae
Gene: SGCZ
Product: sarcoglycan zeta
Exons: 7
Coding region: 1-717 (238 amino acids)
Biological process (GO): heart contraction; cardiac muscle tissue development
Cellular component (GO): sarcoglycan complex; sarcolemma
Source: RefSeq, a predicted model, not a curated record
AUGUGUAUACCUGAUGGUAUGGGAAAUCUGAGAGUCACCAAGAAGGGAAUCCGACUUGAAGGUAUAUCUGAGUUUCUACUUCCAUUGUAUGUGAAAGAAAUUCAUUCCCGAAAGGAUAGUCCACUGGUCUUACAGUCUGACAGGAAUGUAACAGUCAAUGCAAGGAAUCACAUGGGGCAGUUAACUGGACAGCUGACAGUAGGAGCUGAUGCUGUGGAAGCUCAGUGUAAAAGAUUUGAAGUGAGAGCGAGUGAAGAUGGCAGGGUGCUGUUCUCUGCAGAUGAAGAUGAGAUUACCAUUGGGGCUGAAAAGCUGAAAGUUACAGGCACUGAAGGAGCAGUAUUUGGGCACUCUGUUGAAACACCUCACAUCAGAGCAGAACCAUCCCAAGAUCUCAGGCUUGAAUCACCCACCAGGUCCUUGAUAAUGGAGGCUCCACGAGGGGUCCAGGUGAGCGCUGCUGCAGGAGACUUCAAGGCCACCUGCAGGAAGGAGCUCCAUCUACAGUCUACAGAAGGGGAGAUAUUUUUGAAUGCAGAUAAAAUCCGCCUGGGGAACCUACCAACCGGCUCGUUGUCAUCUUCUUCAGCCAGCUCCUCCAAUUCUCGGCAGACAGUGUACGAACUGUGCGUCUGCCCCAAUGGCAAACUUUACCUUUCUCCAGCAGGAGUGGGGUCGACCUGUCAGGCCAGUAGCAACGUCUGCUUGUGGAGCUGA